Xenia sp. Carnegie-2017 is the source of this 1618-nucleotide messenger RNA. RefSeq names its product coiled-coil domain-containing protein 39-like. NCBI's taxonomy places the organism in Eukaryota, Metazoa, Cnidaria, Anthozoa, Malacalcyonacea, Xeniidae. Gene Ontology annotation, biological process: actin cytoskeleton organization; actin filament bundle assembly. Gene Ontology annotation, molecular function: actin lateral binding. Gene Ontology annotation, cellular component: cell projection; plasma membrane; actomyosin contractile ring. The transcript has 7 exons. The record is from RefSeq and is a predicted model, not a curated record. Bases 274 to 1503 code for a protein of 409 amino acids.
GAAAAAACUGAAUGACAUCUCUGACAUGUAUAACGAUCUGAACCGACAAAGCAGCGGUCAACCACGAAAGAAAUUGACCGUCAUCCAAGAGGCUGACGAUUAUGAAGAUCUGUUGGAGGAUCUCUGUGCAUGGUUGGAAGAUAAGGAGAAGUUUGUUUCCAAGCAAAAACCGCUGACGUGUAACCAAGAAGAUCUAUCUUUGCUUGUUAGUGAACAAAAGAUCUUUAAUGAAGAGAUUGACAACAAAAACCUUUGUAUGAUGAUAUCGUAGAAAUGGUUCUUGAUGUUGUUUGUACGACAGAAGGAAGUCCUAAACGUGACGCUCUAGAGGAUAAUGUUAAUGACGUUGUACAUCGCUGGGAUGUACUGGCAAGAAAUGCGGAAAAUCGUCUGCGACAAUUGAACAGGAUCGAACCAUUGAGUGCGGAAUAUGAAAACACAAAACAUGAUUUUUAUCGCUGGUUAACUGAUACAGAAUUUGCUAUUAAGGAGAUCCCCAUUGAUAACGUGGAUCAGAUCAGCUUACCGAAAUAUCUUGAGAAAGUUAAGGAGCUCCAUGAUGAUGCACGAAAACAUAAACCAGAUUACAAAUUGUGUACUAAAAAGGCCGAAACCCUCGUGGAAGCUUGUGAAGAACUGAAAGUUGCGUCCGCAAUUCCUGAGAUCAGCAAGGAUGUUCAUUUAACGAAGUCACGAUGGGAGGAUCUGAAUGAAGAUCUUCAAAAUAUAUUGAACAAGUUAUACGGUUAUAAACAAGGUUUGCAAGACUAUAAAGACGCCAUUGUGCCUUUAGAAGAAAGUAUUACGAAAGCAGACGAAGUAUUUGUCAAUCAGAUGGCUGUAGGUAUGGAUAAAGAUGAAGCAAAGAAACAACUGAAUACAGUUCGGGAUUUGAUUAACACUGUGGAUACGGCAAAAGAAAAGCUUGUAAAAUCGGCCCGACACGCGCCCAUUCGUGAAAAGACCAUUGAUACAUUGUGUGAACAACAAAAUACGAAAAAUAAACUUGUGAAACAAGAAUCGACUUUACAACGACAUAUACGUGCUGUAGAACUCUACGAAGAAUUGAUGGCACAGAUGAAGAAAUCACUGCAAGAAAUACAGGAGAAAAUGAACGACAUUGGUAGUGAUCCAAUAGUUGAAGAACCUGCUAAGAUAAAUGAAAAAUUUCUUGAAAUCGAGGACCUUAUCAAUGAAUUGAAAAAACUCCAUGAAUCAUUUAAUACUGCCGAGCAGGCGGGAAAGUGGGUUAUUGAACACAGUCCCGAUAACCCUACGACAAUCACCCGAGUUAGUGACGAGUUAGAGUCUGUUCAAAAAGAGAUGGAUGACACGAACGGUCGACUUUUAGAUCUUCACCGACUAUAUCAAGCUACUGGCUUGGACAACAAACCGUUGAGUGUUGUUCUUGAUGACUUUGCGAACAUGUUAGCAGCUAUUGACAAGAAAAUAUCUCGAGCAAAAAUUAUCUGUCUUGCAACCAACUCUUUUAAAGCAAAAUGAUAGGUUCAAGGAAGUAAAGAAUGAAAUGAAGAAAUUAAAGCCCGUGUAUGAAUACAUUAGAAAUGAAGAAUAACGAAAUGACAACGGAACAAAUUAGCGAUGAAGACAUAAUGAA